ACAGUCCUAGAUCUGCUGAACAAACCCCAGAUCCGACGCAAGUUCGAUCGAAAUCCGUGAUUGGCGAAGACGAAAGUUCCGACGAAGAAAUGCCUUUGGCGAAACGCGCAAAUUCCAAGACGAAUGGAAAGCAUAUUAAGAGCGAAGAUAGCAGUGACGACGAUAAUGUUCCUUUGGCAAAGAAAGUUAAACUGGAGAAAAAACCAACGAAAAAGCGUCCUGCUCCCAAGGUUGAAAAUUCCUCUGAUGACGAAAAGCCGCUUGCAAAAGUGAGAAAGGACAUUAAGAAAGUUCCCAAGGUCAAGGCCGAAGACGAGAAAAAGGUCGUCAAGAAGCAAACCGAAAAAGUGGAGGAAGAUGAGGCAGAGGCUCAGUACAAGUGGUGGGAACAAGGAAACGACGACGAUGGCUCAACGAAAUGGAAUGAAUUAGAGCACAAUGGCGUGCUAUUCCCACCUGCAUAUGAGCCACAUGGCAUCAAGAUGAAAUAUGAUGGAAAGCCAAUUUCGUUGUCGCCUGAAGCUGAAGAAGUGGCAAGUUUCUUUGCUGCUUUGAUUGAAACAGACCACGGCAAAAAUCCAGUCUUUCAGAAAAACUUCUUUGCGGAUUGGCAGGAAAUUUUGAAGAAGGAUGACAAGAAUCCUAAAAUCACCGACUUUGAGAAAUGCGAUUUUCGGCCCAUGUUUGAGCAUUUUGAGCUAGAAAAGGAACGGAAAAAGCAGUUAACCAAGGCUGAAAAGCAGGAGGAAAAAACCAAAGUGGAAGAGCCAUACCUUUACGCCAUUGUGGAUGGUCGCAAGGAAAAAGUUGGUAACUUCCGUAUUGAACCUCCCGGUUUGUUCAGAGGUCGUGGCGAUCACCCAAAGACCGGUCGUCUGAAGCAUCGAGUCAUGCCGGAGCAAGUUACUCUCAAUCUCGGCGAGAACGCACCUAUUCCAAAGCCGCUACCCGGACACAAAUGGGGUGGUGUUGUGCAUAUUCAUGAGGCAACAUGGUUAGCUUCAUGGAAGGAGAACAUCAAUGGCACCAUCAAAUAUGUCUUUUUGGCCGCCACCUCAUCUUGGAAAGGGCAAAGUGAUAUGCAAAAGUUUGAAAAAGCAAGAGAGUUGAAAAAACAUGUCAACAGGAUUCGUAAGGAUUAUCGUCAACAGCUCAACGACAAGCUUAUGGAAACCCGACAGCGGGCAACUGCCAUGUAUUUGAUUGAUGUUCUUGCUCUCAGAGCUGGUAAUGAGAAAGGCGAUGAUGAAGCUGAUACCGUCGGCUGUUGUUCCCUUCGGUACGAGCACGUCACGCUCGAACCACCCAAUACUUUGGUCUUUGACUUUUUGGGUAAAGACUCCAUUCGCUAUCACAACUCAGUGACUGUGGAUCCCCAAGUUUUCAAGAACAUUAAAAUCUUCAAGAAACAAGUGGGUCCUGACAAUAUGAUCUUUGAUCGCUUAACGACCAUGAGUUUGAACAAGCAUUUGGGCAGUUAUAUGAAGGGCCUUACCGCUAAGGUAUUCCGUACCUACAACGCUUCUCAUACCUUCCAAGAGCAACUAGACAAAUUGACUCGUGAGAGCGAUUCGGUCCACGAUAAACUGUUGUCGUACAAUCGGGCCAAUCGUGAGGUUGCCAUUCUCUGUAACCAUCAGCGGUCCGUCUCUAAGAACCAUGGUCAAAUGAUUGCAAAGAUUGAGGACAAGAUUCGCGCAAUGAAGUAUCAGCGAAAGAGACUUAGAAGACAGAUCAUUCAGCUUGACCCAAAGAUGAAGAAAAGCAAGAUGGAGGAGAUGCAAGCUGAGUCAGACUUGGAGGACGAAUGGAUCGAGGAACACCAAAAAGAUCUUUUGGUCAAGGAACGAGAGAAGAUAACCACUAAGUUUGAAAAGAACAACGAAAAACUUGUCAGCGAAGGACAGGCAGCAUUACCAGAAAAGGAACUCAAAGAGAAACUCAAGGCUGUAGAUGAGAUGGAGAAGGAAAUGAAGAAAGAGAAGCAAACUGGCAAAAUUGAAUUGAAGCCAAAUGCGUCGAUCGAUAAGUUAUUAGCCCAAAUCACUAAAUUAGAUGAGCGCAUCAAAGCUACUAAGAAUCAAGCCCUAGACAAGGAAGAAGGCAAAGAAACCGCUUUGAGUACUUCUAAACUCAACUACAUUGACCCAAGAAUAUCUGCCCUAUGGUGCAAAAAGCAUAAUGUGCCUGUUGAGAAAGUCUUCAGCAAGACAUUGCGCGACAAGUUCCAAUGGGCUAUGGAAGUAGAUGACGAUUGGAAAUUCUAAACCUAAACCAUAUUACAAUCACUUGGCUUACCCAAGAUUACAUACACACCACUUCUUUUUUUUUUGGCAAAAAGAAAAGUAAAAAAGUAUGGCCCAUCGUGGCCUUUACAGACAAUCAACCCAAAUACUGUUUGCAUACUUUUUGUC
Umbelopsis ramanniana AG is the source of this 2414-nucleotide messenger RNA. RefSeq lists its product as uncharacterized. Lineage: Eukaryota; Fungi; Mucoromycota; Umbelopsidomycetes; Umbelopsidales; Umbelopsidaceae. Gene Ontology annotation, molecular function: DNA binding; DNA topoisomerase type I (single strand cut, ATP-independent) activity. Gene Ontology annotation, cellular component: nucleolus; chromosome. Gene Ontology annotation, biological process: DNA replication; DNA topological change; chromosome segregation. The record is from RefSeq and is a predicted model, not a curated record. The coding region runs from base 90 to 2267 and encodes 725 amino acids. The transcript has 10 exons.